GUUUUGUUUUUGGUAAAAUUGGCAACCUUAACGCUUCGACGUAGUGGCUUUUUGUUUUCUUUUUGGGUAGAACGCAGUAGCCUAUCUCCGGACCUAAAGAAGAUGGUUUCAAAGAAUACGAUCGCGUUCUUGAUCUUGUUACCUCUUAUGUUUGAGGUGGCGCCAUCGCUUGCUCAGCCCUCCGAUUCCCCAGACCGUGGAGUUGCUCCUGAUUUUUCCUACUCCCGGGGCAAUCUCGAGGUCUCUGCACCGAAGCCGUCUGCUUUGGGCCGCCGUACCCUCCGCGGCGGAGCAUCGCUCGCUGUGAACAAAAACCAGGCUCCCUCCCCCGCCGAUGCUUGCAAUCUCCAGCCCCACGCUCUUGGCCCCUGCCACGCUGGGUCUGGAGUGACCGAGUCACCAACGGAAUCUCCGAAAGGGAUGUCUGCAUCAUCGACCCAUUCGCUCCAUACAGACAGUUUUUGUCCCGAUUGUGAGAGCGGCUCUAUUGAUCCAAACACACCAAUACAGACUCCACCGUAAGAACAUCCAGAUGCCAUCGCUACCAUUUGAUUGAUGAUGGUACUUACGGCUCACUAUAGCUUUGGCGAUUAUAGAUUUUCUUCUGGUCAUGACUCAGAAGCAUUAUCUUCCGGCCUUUUAUUAUCAAUGAUCAGGACAUUUUGGAUGGGACGUUGUUUUUUCCUUUAUGGAUGAUAUUAUGUUUCAAAUAAUAAUUGUAGAUUUCUACCAAAAAAUAAUAAUAAUUGUAGAUGUUGUGGAUAUUGACUAGCUUUGUCGACAUGGACGAUGAAUAUGUUGAAAAAUUCUUGAUAUUUUUGUAAUAAAUAUCUUGAUUGUGGAUGCAAUAUAAUGGAUUGUAUUAAUGAU
This is a messenger RNA of Elaeis guineensis (African oil palm), 870 nucleotides long. RefSeq lists its product as uncharacterized. The record is from RefSeq and is a predicted model, not a curated record. NCBI's taxonomy places the organism in Eukaryota, Viridiplantae, Streptophyta, Magnoliopsida, Arecales, Arecaceae.